This is a messenger RNA of Cooperia oncophora, 408 nucleotides long. The record is from the annotation of a GenBank genome assembly. Lineage: Eukaryota; Metazoa; Nematoda; Chromadorea; Rhabditida; Trichostrongylidae.
AUGAGAUUUCAAUUUUCGGCACUAAUGAACGCCCUGCUUCCUUACCUGGCCAUACACCAUGGAGCAAAUGCAGUUUUCGUGGCACGAUUCAUCCUUGGAGCCGGUGAGUCGUUCAUCUAUCCCUGUAUCAACACAAUGGUUACGAACUGGUUUCCCAUUGAUGAAAGGAGCACCGCAGUUGCGCUUUUCACCACAGGAAACCAAGUCGCUCUCUUUCUCGGUAAUCCACUUGCUGCUGGACUAUGUGACUCCAGUUAUGGAUGGCCAUCUGUCUACUAUAUUUCGGGUUCGCCAACUUUUUUUGGUCGAUAUACUUCACCUUUUCAUAGAUCCAACCCAGCGAUGCCGUCGUUGUAUAUAUCACGCCGUGGAGAUGUAGCAAAAUUCCCGCCUUCUGAAUCUGUGUAG